Molecule: messenger RNA, 1125 nt
Organism: Heterostelium album PN500
Lineage: Eukaryota; Evosea; Eumycetozoa; Acytosteliales; Acytosteliaceae
Product: putative pantetheine-phosphate adenylyltransferase
Exons: 2
Coding region: 1-1125 (374 amino acids)
Biological process (GO): coenzyme A biosynthetic process
Molecular function (GO): dephospho-CoA kinase activity
Source: RefSeq, a predicted model, not a curated record
AUGUAUAAAUCAGGAUUAAUAAGAUUGUUGUAUUCAGAUGGUAUUCAUGAUGUUUUGCAUCAUUAUAAUAUCGCCAGGUUGAAUUAUGUUCAGAAACAGGUGACCGACAAACUCUACGUUCAAUUCAUUGAUUUCAAGCCGUUCUGUAAGAUGCCACCAACACAAAUACAGUAUAUGCAACAACCACUCUACAAUGACCUGAGAGUAGCAAUCAACUUGCUAGUCAAAUCGAUGAGACAACCAAAUGUUUCGCUUGUCGAAGACCUCCAGAUGCCAGUGUUGAGCAAGCACAUCACUCAGCUGAAGCGAUACGAAGCAAUCUUGGACACCUACUACAAGGUUCUCUACGGUCUAAACAUGAAGUUGGACGUCACUAUAAUGCCACACAUUGCCAAUGCGCAGUUGUUGGCAAGCCAACCGAACGCCGCACAACCAUUGCAAUCCACCCCGUUGGAACAGGAGGUCGAUGCCAUCUUUGUCGACAAGAUCGACUAUGACUUUCUGGCGGCGAACAGCAGCAGCGAACAGUCACUGUCGUCGUCGCUCUCACCAAAGAUGAAAAUCAUCGAAACACAAUCGAGUUAUCCAACCGACUUUUAUUACUCUAGCUACGAUAUCGGCAAGAUCGACAACAAAGAGUUGUUCACACCACCAUUCAAGGGUGCAGUACUCGGUGGAACAUUCGACAGAAUCCAUCCAGGUCACAAAGUUCUGCUUUCGAUGGCAGCACUGCUCUGUUCGGAAUACAUGGAGAUAGGUGUCACCGAUAACACCAUUUUGAAAUCGAAAAAAUACAGUGAGCUGAUUGCUCCAUUCCAAGAGAGAUCGGAUAUCACCUAUAAAUUUAUGAAACAUUUAAAUCCAUAUGUUGAAUAUAAUAUGUUAAGAUUAUUAGAACCAUAUGCAAAUACAAAGGUUAGCAAUCGGUUGGAAGUUAUUAUUGUAUCACCAGAGACAAAGAAUACGGCGUUGCACAUCAAUGAAGAGAGAGUUAAAAACAAUUUGAAACCACUUGAGAUCUACGAGAUUACCUAUUUCGAUGGUGUCGAUCAAGGCUCGGAUUUCAAAUUGAGUUCAUCAUACUUGAGAGAAUUGGAUUAUAACAAAUUACAAAAUAAUAAGUAA